Messenger RNA from Petromyzon marinus (sea lamprey), 2648 nucleotides. Its product is annotated as chromobox protein homolog 1-like. The record is from RefSeq and is a predicted model, not a curated record. Gene Ontology annotation, cellular component: nucleus. NCBI's taxonomy places the organism in Eukaryota, Metazoa, Chordata, Hyperoartia, Petromyzontiformes, Petromyzontidae.
CCCCCCCCCCCUGAGUCGCUUACCAAGUUGCAAUCGCCGCGGCUGGUGGCGGGCGCCCGGGGUGGAGGGGGGUGGUGGUGGUGGUGGGGGGGGUGGCGCCGAGAGCAAAAAAAGCGUGUUCCCGUCCUACCCGUGAGCUUUUGACGUUCGAGGCUUUUUGCCGCCGUCGUUGUGCGACUUCCGUCGGCGAGGCCGUGGUUUUUUUUGGCGCGUAGCGGGAAGGCGCCAGACUCCCACCCACCCGUCCGUCUCAUUCAUUCCCGGAGCGAGCAGCAAAGCGGCUGGACCGCCUUCCCCCCCCCCAAUUUACAAUGGGAAAACAGAAGACCAGAAAGGAGAAGAGCGAUCCGGAUCCCCCCGCCGAGGAGGAGUAUGUAGUGGAGAAGGUCAUGGACCGAAGGGUGGUGAAGGGAAAGGUGGAGUACUUUCUCAAGUGGAAGGGAUUCACAGAGGAGGAUAACACAUGGGAGCCCGAGGAGAACCUGGACUGCCCUGACCUUAUUUCGGAGUACCUGGGCACGAGCAAGGGCAAGCAGCAGGUGUCCGAGGACAAGGCUGAGGGCACCAAACGGAAAUCUGCCUCCCUCAAUGGCACUGGAGAUAACAAGGCCAAGAAAAAAAAAGAGGCAGGAAAGGUAGGUCAAGAGAUUGGAUUUUCUCGGGGGUUGGAGCCAGAGAGAAUAAUCGGUGCCACGGACUCCAGUGGAGAGCUUAUGUUCCUCAUGAAAUGGAAAGGCUCGGACGAGGCAGACCUCGUCCCAGCCAAGGAGGCCAACACGAGUUGCCCGCAGAUCGUCAUCUCCUUCUACGAGGAGCGACUCACCUGGCAUGCGUACCCUGACGACGACGCGGAUAACACCAAGGAGGACAAAGCCUAGGCCAUGGCGCGGGUGACUGGGCAUCCGGAAUCGAUGCAAACAACGAAAGCGCCAUUUCCCGUUCUUCAGAUACUGAUAAUCUACACAACAAAUACACCGUAACGUUUCAGGUCAUAAUUGAUGGUGAGGGUUUUUUGGUAUGUCGUAAAAUAAAAUACAUGUUUUAUGAAGAAGAAAAAAGUUAAGUUUUCAUGUAGUUUUUUUUAUUGAUCAGGAGAACUUUUGAAGUAUUUUCAGUGCACCCAAUAAUCCUCCACGCAUUCAAUGGUCGUGAACUGUGUCGGCGCUUUGAAAAAUAAAAACGCUGUUUUUUGCAAGUACUAUAUGUGCACAAAAGUGGUGUGCUGCUGAGGAGGAGGGCAUUCCCACACAUAAAGGAUGUUAAUCUGUCGUGGCACAGUGCUUGCUGAGGAGCAGGUCCCUCCCCCGUAUGUUGCUCUCGAACCGAGUUGAAUUAGUGAGCUGCUACACUAUGCCCAGGGGUUAUGUUUAUGUUAAAUUGUGCAGCACUGAAAUACGUGAUAAAAUAACUUUCCAAAAUGAUGUCUUAGAGCAAUGUAUGCUUAUGGAAUGUUACCACUCAAGAUGACAACUGGUGUGACACGCAGAUAAUGGCUACAUCUAAAGUGAUGCGUACUUUUUGUUAAAAUAUUUAAAAUCAAUAAAGUUUAGUCCACAUUGAGCCAAACUUUAUAUUUUGAUUGAUGGUUGCUUAGUUGGGAGUGAGCACAUUUGCCUGAAACAUGUACCUUAUAGCUGCGAUUGCAACGGAAGUGUUUAAACACUGCAUAUUAACAUGUCCACUCAAAUAGUCCUCAAAUUUUCUGAAAAUUGAUUUUGUCCAUUCAAACAUUUCCAGAUAUAUAGAGGGACCUGCACUCAAGUCAGCUGCUUUUAUUUAUAAAAAAAAACUCAUUAUCUUAGCCCACCUGAGAUGCAUGGGAUAUAGAAAAUUGUGGUGUGGACUUGGUGCGUUUAAAGAGCACACAAUUACAUGAUCAGAAACAGCUGUCCAUUUUGGUUAUUGCACAUUCUGAAGUGCAUGGGAUUUUUUGUGUGAAUAAAGUCUCGUCAUAAACCAGUUUUUGCAAUGUGCAAGAUUAUUAUGAACCUAACUUGUUUGUGAAUGCUUUUCAUCUUAUUCUUGUUGAAAUUGUGCUGUUUCUAUUAACAAAAAGCUAUGACCAUUUUGGCAAGAUGUAAAAUCUGGCUCUGGGUGUAAAGUUACGGCUGUUGACAUCAAUCGAAUGUUAGUCGGUGAUUGUUAUUAGUUUAAAUGUUGGCUUUGCUUGCUGUUGGCAAGGCCAAAAACUGAAUUGAUGGUUUGCUCAUUGGAUAAACGAGUUUUUGUUAAGAUCUUGCAGAACAUUCUGUGAAAUAUCACAGCUCCAGUUCUUGUCAUCUUUUUAUUUUAUGAUCCUGUGAGUUUUGAACUGCUUGAGUAAGCUACUUGGUCAUCGUGCAUAUUUUCUAAACUUUGUAAUUACAGUAUCAAAUUGUAGGUUUUAAAAUCUAACGUGAAUGGGCCCCUGGUUUUUUUUGUGAAAGUUAAUACGUUUUUUUAUUUAAUGGCAGCCUUGUUUAAAGCAGUAUUUCAAAUUUUUGGACAAUGGCCGUUGGAAUGCAUAUUUUUCUCACUCCAUUUUGGUAACAAUUAUGUCCAAUAAAGUACAUUGGUUUUUAAUGUUCUCAUGUUUUUAUUUGUGCUUUUCUGCCCGUUAUAAGCUUAUUGAGUAUCGUUCAAUGGUUAAAAAAAAUAAACGUUUUGCA